This is a messenger RNA of Penicillium taxi, 1083 nucleotides long. Its product is annotated as GTPase GPN2. The record is from RefSeq and is a predicted model, not a curated record. Bases 1 to 1083 code for a protein of 360 amino acids. The transcript is spliced from 3 exons. Gene Ontology annotation, cellular component: cytoplasm. NCBI's taxonomy places the organism in Eukaryota, Fungi, Ascomycota, Eurotiomycetes, Eurotiales, Aspergillaceae. Gene Ontology annotation, molecular function: GTPase activity.
AUGCCCUUUGCACAGCUAGUCAUAGGCCCUCCUGGCGCAGGUAAAUCUACCUAUUGCAAUGGCAUGCACCAGUUUCUUGGUGCAAUUGGCAGAAAGUGCUCGAUCGUGAAUCUUGACCCCGCCAAUGACAAGACCUCAUACCCAUGCGCGGUGGAUGUGCGCAAUCUAGUGACUUUGGAGGAGGUUAUGGAUGAGGAAAAGCUAGGUCCUAAUGGAGCUACUCUAUAUGCACUUGAAGAGCUCGAGGAGAAUUAUGAGUGGUUAGAGGAUGAGUUGAAAGGGCUUGGUGAAGAUUAUGUCCUUUUUGACUGUCCUGGUCAAGUCGAGCUAUUCACAAAUCACGACUCAUUGCGAAAUAUCUUUUUCAAGAUCCAAAAGCUGGGCUAUCGGCUGAUAGUUGUUAACCUUGUCGACUCUUACGCACUCACUCUCCCCUCAAUGUACAUAUCCGCCCUCCUCCUCUCCCUUCGCGCCAUGCUCCAACUAGAUCUCCCGCACCUGAACGUUCUCACCAAAAUCGACAAUCUCUCCAACUAUAAUGAUCUCCCCUUCAACCUUGACUACUACACGGAAGUCCAAGACCUCUCCUACCUCCUGCCACAUCUCGAAGCCGAGUCAUCACGCCUGGCAAACGGCAAAUUUACCGCUCUAAACAGUGCCAUCGUGGACUUGGUCGAGGAGUUUGGGCUCGUCGCAUUCGAGACAUUGGCCGUUGAGGAUAAGCGAAGCAUGAUGACUCUUCUACAGUCUAUUGACCGAGCCUCGGGCUAUGCAUUUGGCUCGGCUGAGGGCGCCAACGAUACCAUCUGGCAGGUUGCUGUGCGAGAAGGAAUGAGUGGGAUGGAUAUCAAAGACGUGCAGGAACGUUGGUUGGAUUCAAAAGAAGAAUACGACAAAUUGGAACACGAGCAGCUGGUCGCCGAAGCAAAUAUGCGUGAUGAGGCAAACGAAGCUGCGAGUGCUGCAGAGGCCACCAUAUAUGGCGACGAAAUGGAUGAUCUUGAGGAUGACGAAGAGCUGGCACGGUGGAAGGGUGCACAGCCAGAUAGCGGCGUUAAAGUGCGACGAAAAGGACAGGCAUAA